This is a messenger RNA of Heterostelium album PN500, 2535 nucleotides long. RefSeq lists its product as uncharacterized. Bases 1 to 2535 code for a protein of 844 amino acids. The transcript has 6 exons. The record is from RefSeq and is a predicted model, not a curated record. Lineage: Eukaryota; Evosea; Eumycetozoa; Acytosteliales; Acytosteliaceae. Gene Ontology annotation, biological process: lipid metabolic process.
AUGGAAAUUAAAUUUAUUUUAAUUUUUUCAUUGUUAAUUUUUGGAUUGACGGUAUCAAUUCAAAUUCAAGAACAAACCACUCAUAUCAAUGUGAACUCGAGAGAUUCACUUGAUAAAUCAGACCAAGAGGUUUUGGAUACUGACUCUUACAAAUCAAUGGUAGAAUACCUCAAUAAAUUACCAAUUGAAGAGAUUGCCGAUUUCUGUGAAGGUUUGGCCAAGUCCAUGUUCUCGCCAUUCAAGUGUACCACCAAAGAAGAGAAAAACGAAUUGAAAUUGUUGACAAAACAGUUGAUCGAGGAGGAUGAGUCAAUGGGAUUGAAGAGCCACCCCAAGAAACCAAUGGUUUUAGUACCUGGAAUUGCAGGAAGUGGAUUGGAGGGUCGUUUCAAUAAAACAAGAUCACCCGCUUGGUAUUGCAAGAAGAAUGUAGAUUGGCAUCGUGUUUGGCUCUCGGUCGCCCAAAUUGCCGUCCAAGAAUGUUGGUUCGAUAAUCUUGCUGUCUUCUAUGAUACCAAUACCCAAACUUAUUCCAACACAGAGGGUGUCGAACUACAAACCAUUGAAUUCGGAGGAAUCAAAGGUGUAAGCUAUCUGGACUAUAUUGGAAACCUUCCAAUAUCAUUGACCAAUGUCUAUGGUGAUCUUAUUAAAUUCUUUGAAGAUCUUGGAUAUGUUGCUGGAAAGAAUAUUAGAGGUGCGCCAUAUGAUUGGAGAGUUUCAAUUAAACAACUUGAAAAAGAUGGAUAUUUCAGACAAAUGAAAUCUUUAAUUGAAAAUACCUAUGAUAUCAAUUCAAAGCAAAAAGUUGUUUUGAUCUCUCAUUCAAUGGGUGGAAUGAUCUCUUUGUAUUUCUUAAAUACAGUGUCCCAAGCCUGGAGAGAUAAAUACAUUGACACUUUCAUCCCUAUUGCAGCACCAUGGUCAGGAUCACCAAAGGCAAUUCGUACUCUUAUCUCUGGUGACAACUUGGGUAUACCAUUGGUAUCAGGUGAUAGAGUACAAAACUUUGCCAAAGAAUCCGGUGGAAUUAUCCAACUAGUGCCAGAUCCUCUUGUUUGGAGUAAAGAAACCGUUUUUGUAUCAACACCAUACAAGAACUUCACCAUCGCCCAAACCAGUUCAUUGUUUUCAACCAUUGGAUUACCAAUAACAUCAAAGAUUUAUGAUGGAAUUCAAUCGGUAAUCAGUGGAUUGAAACCACACGUACCAACUCAUUGUAUUUAUGGUUAUGGUGUUCCAACUGAAAUCUAUUAUAAAUAUAACAAAGGAUUUGGUGAUCAACCAAUUAUUUUUGAAACUGAUUUAGGAGAUGGUACUGUCCCAUUAUCAUCGUUGAAAGUCUGUGAGAAAUGGCAUGGUCAUUCCUUCCCAUUGGAUGUAAAGAACUUCCACUUGGAAGAUCAUUUGGGUAUUCUCUCCUCCAAAGAUGUUUUAAAGUAUAUCCACAAACUUAUUAUGAAAGGUAGUGAACUGUAUUUGGCAGUGGAUGAAAUGACGAGUGGCAGUAAACUUCAACAACAAGAUAAUAUUGCAUACUCACCGCUUGCUAAUGUAUCAUCACUCAGCGGCAUUAACAAUAGCAAUGGUAAUGGUAACGGUGGUAAGGUAAGCAAUCAUGGUAACAAUGGUUUUGGUUCAAUGUCACAAUUCCCAAAUAGAAAGUUACUCCAAUCGUCUAUCAAGAUCAUGGGUAUGCUAGGACUUGUAAACUUGGCAUUCUCUCUCUACCUUGCAUUUGGAAACAUCGAGAGUGGAACCUGUGAUGUAUCCGCUACCAUUUCAUGUACCACCGUCAUCAAGAGUGCAUUCGGUGAGAUUGCCGGUGUGCCAGUAUCCAUCUUUGGUAUCACAUGGAACAUCGUAUUCCUCAUGGCAAUCUAUCACAUAAUGUCCGACGAUAGACUGCCACAUUUCAUCACUGCCAUCUAUAUUUGGUGUUCAUUCGGUGUUGGUUUUGUAAUUUACUUUGUUGCAGCAGAAUAUAUAAUUGGUGCACUAUGUCCUUUUUGUACUGUUGUUCAUAUAAUUAAUGUUACAUUGAUGUAUUUCGCAUUGAAACUCUAUAAUGAGUUAAGAGUUCCACCAAGUCUUGGCAGCCUGCUAUCGACUCUCAAGAAUCAAUUGAUUUUCAUAUUCGUUUUGCAUUUGGUUGCAACAGUCGCUUUCCAAAAGACGGUAGAGGUUCACGACGAACCGGCAAUGACCAAGUUUGCAAAGUGCUUGACCGAUAGUAACAUGGUUUUCUAUGGAUCAUCAGGUUGUGGUGCCUGUAUCAAUCAGAAGCAGUUGUUCAUCACUCCCGACAGCAAAGACGAAACGGAAUCACCGCUGCAGUAUAUUAAAUUCGUAGAGUGUCGUGACGACUCACUCUGCAAGAAAUAUGAAAUCAGACGUUACCCUACUUGGAUCAAGCACGACGAUAACGGCGUAGAAUUGGAGCGACACGAAGGUGUUAUGAACUCUUUCGAACUUUCAAAGAUGUCUGGAUGUGAACCUCCCGCCGAAAAGAAAGAUGAUAAAGAUAAAAAAUAA